AUGGACCAGGACAGGGUGAACAGUAUGGACCAGGACAGGGUGAAAAGUACGGACCAGGACAAGGUGAACAAUAUGGAGGAGGACAGGGUGAACAGUUUACAUAAGGACAGGAUGAACAGUAUGGACCAGGAGAGGUUGAACAAUAUGAAACAGGACAGGGUAAACAGUAUACACCAGGACAGGGUGAACAGUAUGAACCAGGACAGGAUUAACAGUAUGGACCAGGACAGGGUGAACAGUAUGGACCAGGACAGGGUGAACAGUAUUGACCAGGACAGGGUGAACAGUAUGGACCAGGACAGGGUGAACAGUAUGGACAAGGACAAGGUGAACAGUAUAGACCAGGAGAGGGUGAACUGUAUGGACCAGGAUAGGGAGAACAGUAUGGCCCAGGACAGGGUGAAAGGUAUGGACCAGGACAGGGUGAACAGUAUGGACCAGAACAAAAUGAAGAGUAUGGACCAGGACAGGGUGAACUGUAUGGACCAGGACAGGGUGAACAGUAUGGACCAGGACAAGGUGAACAGUAUGGACCAGGAUAGGGUUAACUGUAUGGACCAGGAGAGGGUGAACAGUAUGGACCAGGACAGGGUGAGAAGUAUGUACGAGGACAGGUGA
This is a messenger RNA of Schistocerca gregaria, 618 nucleotides long. Its product is annotated as S-antigen protein-like. The record is from RefSeq and is a predicted model, not a curated record. The coding region runs from base 1 to 618 and encodes 205 amino acids. Lineage: Eukaryota; Metazoa; Arthropoda; Insecta; Orthoptera; Acrididae. The transcript has a single exon.